Molecule: messenger RNA, 1947 nt
Organism: Penicillium longicatenatum
Lineage: Eukaryota; Fungi; Ascomycota; Eurotiomycetes; Eurotiales; Aspergillaceae
Product: CCCH zinc finger protein
Exons: 2
Coding region: 1-1947 (648 amino acids)
Biological process (GO): box C/D snoRNP assembly
Cellular component (GO): nucleus
Molecular function (GO): RNA binding; metal ion binding
Source: RefSeq, a predicted model, not a curated record
AUGAGCUCCCAGGGCUUUUCUUUCCCACCACCUCCACCUCCUCCUCCGACUGUCUCCCAGCAACAUCCAGCAUACCCCUCUGCACAGUAUGGGAAUGGGCACUGGGCCGGGCGUGGAGCAGGUGGACGGGGUCGCGGGCGAGGCCAUAUGAACCGAGGCCGUGCCGGCCACUACUCUUCCGACGCUGGUCGGCCCUCGUACAAUCCUCCGAGUCACAACUCUACGCCGGGAAAUUAUGGAUACCCACCUCAUCCCAUGUCUGCAACGUCGUACAUGCCUCCCGCACCAUACUCUCAUGCGCAAAGCAACUACCAACACCCUCCGAACCCUCCCUCCUACCAACCUCAACAUUUCCCACAGCCCGCUGGAUCGGCACCCUACCAACCAUUACCUGGCUAUAAUAACGCCAACCAUGCACACCCUGGUCCCUACUCUGCACCACCUGCGCCAGCGUACCCCCCGGUACCAACUCCCCAGCAUGCCUCACCACAAAAUACUCCGGUAAUCAUGGGCUCCAUCCACUGGAGUACUGAAGCGCCGUCAUCAUACGUUGGUCCACCUGGACAUGGACAUGGAAAUGGACAUGGCCGUGGUGGACACCGAGGAUCCCACCAUGGCAAUCAUGGGCCCAAGCAGCGACAUCCGGGCAAACGAGACCACGGAUCUGCAUUUAAUAAACCACAAUCCACAGUGCCUAAAGUCCCAGCUCCGCCGCCAGUUCCAAGUUUUGGGAACCCUUUGCCGUGCAAACCUCCCCCCGCGGUAGAUGCCACUCGCCAGCCAAAGAAAAGGAAAAGAAAGCACAAUCUACUAGGGUUAACGCCUAAAACGGACGAACAUGAGUCCAGCGAGGAAGAGGAGCAUGUGGAUGAGGAAGCCAAAGCCGCAUCCGAUGCUGGGCCAUUGCAGUUUACCUACAAGGGAAAAACGGCCACCCUGCAGACCCCUACCGAUAUCGCCGCGUGGAUUGCUGAACGAAAGAAGAAGUUCCCCACACAGGCUCGGAUCGAAGAAAAGAAGAAGGCCGCUGAGGAGGCGAACGCCGCUCGUGAAGCCGCCCGAGAAGCGGCACGCCGGGAGAAGGAGCAAGCAAGGCAAGAAAAGGCCAAAGAAAUGGAAAAACAAACCCCGUUGUCAAACACUGGGCGAAAGCUUAGCGACGCCCAAGACCCUCUAGAGGAGGCGAAAAGGGCACAGCGCAAGGCGGAUAAAAUCCGGCGCACCCUGGACCGAGAGCAGAAACGCUUUGCCAAAGCCGAAGCCGAAGCAGCGGCGCGCCGCCUCAAGGUUGAGGCGCUACAAAAGAAGGUGUUAGGCUUGAGCCAAGAUCAGCCGAAUGGCGCACCUGCCGACUCUCAAAGUCUUUCAGCCUCAUCGAAUGGAGUGGACCCCGCGACGGCUAGUACCACGGACACCCCGAAAGACCAAGCGUCUCUAUCGGUCACUAAUUCCCAAGAGAUUACAGUGGCGCCAGAUGGUGUGGAUGCCAUGGAUCUUAUGUCCGAUGGCUCGGACCCCAGCGACUGGACUUCCUCUAGCGGGUCCGAGUCUGACAGUGACUCGGACUCCGGCAGUGAUGAUUCUGCGCCAGCGGCUAUUAGUUCACGGCGCGAAGGACCCGAAAAGGUGGCCCCACCCCCUCGUGAAGGCAAGAAGCAAAGCUGUCGCCACUUUGCUCGCACUGGGCAGUGCAAUCGUGGUGACAAAUGUAAAUUUUCCCACGAUGCGCUCAAACAAGGACCCAAAAGCAAGCCCGUUGAGAAGAAGGGACGCAAGGGACUUUUCCAAGCUGUCAGUAUUUCCCCGCCUAUGUACAAGUCCUACAGUCACUUUCUGGUUGACCAGCAAAAGACCGAGGAAGACAAGCGAGCAAUGGAGAUGAUUCUCUGGCUCGGGCAGAAUGGUUUACUGGAAGCGACCGCGAACGCCCCGCAAAUGGGUGCUUAG